This is a messenger RNA of Helicoverpa zea (corn earworm), 1014 nucleotides long. RefSeq lists its product as uncharacterized. The transcript has 2 exons. The coding region runs from base 98 to 445 and encodes 115 amino acids. NCBI's taxonomy places the organism in Eukaryota, Metazoa, Arthropoda, Insecta, Lepidoptera, Noctuidae. The record is from RefSeq and is a predicted model, not a curated record.
UAUAAGCCCAGCUACCUCUAUAUAUUCGUCGUCUCGAGUGCCCGCGCGCAGUAUCGCUCGCGCUUGCGCUCAUUCUCUGACCGUGAAACUUAACAAAAUGAAAUACCUCAUUAUAGUCGCUUGUAUCUUCGGGAUGGCGUAUGCUAGACCCGGUCUAUUCUUCGCCCAGCCUCUUCAGCCUAUUGGAGUGGAGUACGUGUCAGGUCCGGCUGCUGUCCACCCCCAUCCUGCUGUGGAACUGAAUGCUGCCAGCGAAGCCCAGCUUCCCCGAGGACUGUUGAAGUCCAGGGACUUUUAUGACAACCCUCACAUCGCUGCAGGUUUGGCCAAGGAGUCUUGGUUCACUAAUAAGGAGAUGCAGGUUGUUGAGAGAGAAGCUGAGAAGAUCCCUCGUGAGAGUAUCUAUCAUAUUGUGAAGAACGCCGGCUUUUUGGAUAGACAUUAAGAGAAAAUUAAGCAUAGAUAUUCAAAUCAGUAGAUGUAUUUUUAUCACCAGAAGUACUUUUAAAUAAUACUUAAUUUUGAUAAUUUAAGUGUUCAGGUAUGCGAAGUAAUAAAUAGCACUAAGAUUGUGUAACUAUGAAUGAAUGGGUUUUUAUAAAUAGGUUUUUUUAUACACAGCAGUUUUAAUGUCAUAGUACAACGUAAUGUAAAUUUUAUUUUAUUUAAGCUGUCGUCACCUUGUAAUUUAAGGUAGAAAGUUUUAGUUUUGCAUAUCAACGUUUAGUACUAAGAUAUUCUAAGUCAUAAAAUACUAGAAUACUUCAAGUAUGUUCAGCAUGUUUAUUUAUAAACAACUUGAUUAUAUUCCUAUGAUUAAUUUAUGUAAAUAAUAUUAUGAUUGCAUAAGGUAAACCGGUAUAACCUAUCGGCUUUAAUAGUAAUAAGAUAGAGUUAGAAUGUCAAUGAUAAAUCUGUGAUCUCGAACAAUAAGUACUCUUAGUAAGUUAUUGUUCAAUAUUUUUGUAAAUAUUAGAAAUGUUAAUAUUAAAAAAAAAAGUUUUUGAUAAAGAA